AUGGAGCCCUCUACCCCAACUUCUGACCACUAUGCUUCUGGUGCAGAGAUCAAAUCUGAGAUGUCUUCCCCCACUCCCGCUCCUGUCGCCAAUGAUGAGAACGAGAGUGAGUACAGUUUUGACUUGACUCCUGUCCCAGACCCAGCCCUAUUCCCAUGUACCGAGGAUGAUCUUACCUUAUGCCACGCAACCACUGGAGAUCCCACUGGCUACCCUAUCUUUGUUUCCCGAAAUGGACGCUGGGACUGGUAUUAUCUUGCCUCUAACAACAAGACUAUAGAGUCUUCCGCAACCUCUGCCAAUGAUACGGCCAACGAAAAUGCCAAGAACAUAAAGAGUGAGUUGGCCAAUGAUCUCAGUCUUUCCCCGAACCAAUUUCCUUACACUGAGGACGACAUCACCCUGUCUCCCUGUCCUAAUCCCGGUACCAAUCCAGCCGACAACCCCACCUUCUCUUCUCAAAAUGGACGUUGGGAAUGGAUGUUUCUCCCCUCUAACAUGGACACAGAGUCCUCCCCUCCCAAGGUCAAGAUGGAGGACAUCCCGGAAACCAAUACACGGAUGCAGCGACCGAGCAACCCCGUCUCCGCCGCAUUCUCCACCGCCAACCUGGACCGCUUCGGCUUCCCCUACGACGUCCCCGGCAGCGAUGAUGAUAUCUCCACGCUGCCCUCGCUGGAGGAAAACAUAGCCGAGCAAGCUAGAACCGCGAAGCACGUGAGAUUCUUCAUGAACACUUCCCACGACAAGCACUUCAUCCCCAUCGAAGUCGCCCCUCUCACUAGCAAUGAGAACUGGCAAUCCUGGUUGGCCGCCAUGCGUCUGCUUUUCCGUCAGCACUCGGUGUGGCCUGUUGUGACUGCCGAGCUUCAGCCACUGAAUCCUGGCCACAACCUGUACCUGUGGUACCAACGCAUGUGCGACUGUGCAAUCGGCCUUAUCUACACCAAUGUCUCUGAGGAGGUCCGGAGGUCCCCUUGUUUCAUGACCACCGCGCGUGAAGAUGAUCCUGAUGUUUUGAUGUCUCAUCUGUACGCUCACUAUUCCUCGCCUGAUUCGGAUCACGUUCAUGAGGAGGAUGAGCUUGACUAG
This is a messenger RNA of Penicillium robsamsonii, 1092 nucleotides long. RefSeq lists its product as uncharacterized. Lineage: Eukaryota; Fungi; Ascomycota; Eurotiomycetes; Eurotiales; Aspergillaceae. The record is from RefSeq and is a predicted model, not a curated record. The transcript is spliced from 2 exons. The coding region runs from base 1 to 1092 and encodes 363 amino acids.